Messenger RNA from Lachnellula hyalina, 735 nucleotides. It is a transcript of the gene ISCA2, whose product is annotated as Iron-sulfur cluster assembly 2-like protein, mitochondrial. Gene Ontology annotation, cellular component: mitochondrion. The record is from RefSeq and is a predicted model, not a curated record. Lineage: Eukaryota; Fungi; Ascomycota; Leotiomycetes; Helotiales; Lachnaceae. The transcript is spliced from 2 exons. Gene Ontology annotation, biological process: iron-sulfur cluster assembly. Bases 1 to 735 code for a protein of 244 amino acids. Gene Ontology annotation, molecular function: 4 iron, 4 sulfur cluster binding; 2 iron, 2 sulfur cluster binding; iron ion binding.
AUGGCAACCCAGUCUCUCUCACGGAACUGCUUACGGAUAUGCACUUCUGAAGCACCCAACGCAGCCAGAGCUUUCCUCAAACUUGCCCCCACAAGAAGACAUCUCUCCAACUUCGCCCCGCCGCCACUCCUAGAUUUCCUCCUCCCACCAUCACGAUGCCUCUUUGCUCGGGCAGGCAAGCCUACAAGAAGCUCUAGAAGAACAUUCACGUCUUCUGCUACAAGACAGCAUACGAGUGCUAUACAUAACCCGCAAAAGGAUGAGGAUGGCAAUGAGAUGCAUAUAGAGAUUACUCCUCGAGCUUCUAACAGACUAAAGGAAAUAAUGGCCAAAGACUCCAACCCCUCCCUCGCCCUGCGAAUCCAAGUCGAAAGCGGCGGGUGCCAUGGUUUCCAAUACCUGAUGUCGCUCACCACCCUACCCUCCCUACCCAUCUCCUCCUCUACAAUACCCCUAGAAGCGCCUCAGGCACUCAACACGUCCUCCAGCGACCCGAAUGCGAUGCCACCGGGAUCGGCAGUCGAGAAAGGUGUUUUGGGAGAGGAUGAUACGGUGUUUGAGGCGGAAGAUGGGUCUGGUGCGAAGGUGGUUAUGGAUGGACCGAGUUUGGAUCUGUUGAAGGGGAGUAAGGUUGAUUUUACGAUGGAGUUGAUUGGAAGCCAGUUCAAGAUUGUGGAUAAUCCGUUGGCGACGAGUAGUUGUGGUUGUGGGACCAGUUUUGAUAUCAAGGCUUGA